This is a messenger RNA of Penicillium nucicola, 3792 nucleotides long. Its product is annotated as GTPase-activating protein BUD2. The record is from RefSeq and is a predicted model, not a curated record. Gene Ontology annotation, biological process: regulation of GTPase activity. Lineage: Eukaryota; Fungi; Ascomycota; Eurotiomycetes; Eurotiales; Aspergillaceae. The transcript has a single exon. The coding region runs from base 1 to 3792 and encodes 1263 amino acids.
AUGGAGCCCGAUCCGAACGCGUUCAAGCGGAGCUCAAUACAUCAAGCAUUAUAUAGUCGCCCGGUCGAACGACGCGCCAGCAAGAAAUCCUCAUCCAGAGAUCGACAUGGGAUGGUCUAUCCCGACAGUUUCCGAGAAACCACGAUCCGAACUGUGACGCCAGAGUCGCACUCCCCCGCUACCCAUUCCCCCCUAUCCGAGCCCGAACCUUUCGCGAGCGGCGGCACCUCAUCCCCGCAAAGCACUGUGCGAUCGCGGCCCACCGAGCCUGAACGGCGUCGGGAGUUGAGCAAAUAUUCGUCUGGAGGAGGCGACGAAGAUAUACCACCAGAGGGAAGAAGCCAGCGGGCGCGAUCACGAACAACGGCGGCGGAGGAACAACGAAACGAGACCACCCCCAGCUCCUUCAAAACUCGCACACGAAUCGGAUCAAUCAACACAGCUGGCUCAUCAUCGCCAAAAUUGUCUGAGGAUUCAUCAAAUUCGAUCGGGUUUCCGUCAAUUCAAUCAAGGCAAUAUUCCAGCCAGUCGGUCCCGCGUCAGCGAUCAAGCAAAACCGUGACUGGAAUUGCAGACAGCCAGGAUUCUUUCGCCUCCCCUCUUUCAAGCUCUGAAGCCACGAAAAUCCUACAAUUGAUGAAAACUACUUGUGGGAGGAUGCAUGGGAUCCUGUCCUUUCGAACCGCCUCAACCACUUCGUGGACCUCCGGGUACUGUGCUAUCAAUGUCGCUACUGGAAGUCUGAUCUAUCAAGCGAAAGGAGAACCCGCAUUGGCCAAGACGCUGAUUCCUGAUUUGCGUGGCUGUCGAGUUCGAACAUUGUUCGACCCUGAGCUUCAGACUACUUAUCUAAGCGUCCACACAUUUACCUCCGGGCUUGGGAUACAACUACGCCCCCACGUUAAGGAAACUUUUGAUUCAUGGCUUGCAGCCCUGCUCUGCUGGCAACCUAUCCGACCUAAGGGUGUCCAAAACAAAAUGACCAAGCCUCAAGAGGUCGUCAUUGGAGACCGCCGAAUCCCUGAACGUCGGCGCAAUUCGGAAAGCGCUGCUCAAAAGGACGCAACUAUUAUCAAAGUUGGCAAAAUGCUUUUAUGGGAUAGACCCUCUGCCUCUGGUGCAAUGCCGAUAUCUGGACGCCGAGUGUCUACGUAUCGACAGUCAAGGGCAUUGUCUUCCUCGUGGCAGAAAGUCAGUUGCACCCUACAAGAGAAUGGAUUUUUCAAACUUUACACUGAGACCGAUGUGUCUCUCUUGGCAUGCGUUCAGCUGUCUCAAUUGUCUCGCUGUGCCAUCCAGCAGUUGAACUCCUCUGUCCUCGAUGAUGAAUUUUGUGUCGCGAUUUACCCGCAGUAUGCGGCACAUCCAGUACCAGACUCAAACGUUCGUCCGAUAUACCUUGCCCUGGAAAGCCGUGUACUUUUCGAGGUGUGGUUUGUCCUUUUGCGCGCCUUCACGAUUCCAGAGCUCUAUGGGCCUGCAUCAAAAAUCGAAGAUCCCAACAAGACCCCAGAAGCCGAUGCCCCCGCGACUCCCCUACUCAAAGACAUGUUCCGGAUUGAACGAUUUUUAAAUUUAAAGAUUGUCGAGGCCAAACUGAUCCGCGCCAAAGAGGAGGAAACCCCUCGAAGCCGAAAAGCAUCAAGAUCCCAUGGUCAUGGUCACCACCAACAAACUCCGACCUCCAAGGUUAGCGACUAUUAUACCGAGGUGCUUCUAGAUGGGGAAAUUCGCGGCAAAACUGCUGUCAAGUAUCGCACUAUGAAUCCUUUCUGGCGUGAGGAUUUCCUCUUCACUGAUCUGCCCCCAGUUCUAUCCCAAGCUUCGAUUCUUGUGAAAACUCUCAACCCGACUCAGAAAGACUGGACACUCAUCGCCCACGGAACAUACGCUUCCAACCAAGACAUGAACGCCGUAAAUAUGCUGGAUGAAAUCGAAAUCUCUGCAAACGAUGCCAUUUUCGGCCGGGUAGACAUGCGACUUGAGGAACUGGAUGCCGGUGUGGAUACUGAAAAGUGGUGGCCAAUCCUGGACGAUCAAGACAACGCAGUAGGCGAAAUGUUUAUGAGAGCUCGAAUGGAGGAAACUGUUGUUCUAAUGUCGGACGAAUAUGCACCGAUAUCGGAAAUUCUCCACUCCUUCACCAACGGUCUCACAAUCAACAUGGCUCAAGUGAUGUCGUCGGAGCUGACACAUUUGGCCGAAAUGCUUCUGAACAUCUAUCAAGUCUCAGGGUCCACGGUGGAAUGGAUCUCAGCACUGGUCGAAGAUGAAAUUGACGGAGUUCACAAAGAGUCCACCACCAACCGGCUGAGAUACACAACGAGAAUACAUUCCAACAACACUCAGGAGUCAGGCCAGGAGCGUGAAGUCCUUGUGAGAGACAUGGGCAGGACAGCGACUGUCGAGGCCAACCUCCUGUUCCGUGGAAACUCACUUCUGACCAAGGCACUGGACCUCCACAUGCGUCGUCUGGGCAAGCAGUAUCUUGAAGACACCAUUGCGGAACGACUACGUGAUAUCGACGAAAGCGAUCCGGAAUGCGAAGUCGACCCAUCUCGUGUUCCACGCCAUGAGGAUCUUGAACGCAACUGGAGAAACCUUACAGCACUCACCACUAGUGUAUGGAAGUCUAUCGCCGGCUCUGCAUCAAGAUGUCCCCCGGAAUUGCGUCGCAUCUUCCGGCAUGUCAGGGCAUGUGCAGAUGACCGCUAUGGAGAUUUCCUACGCUCUGUGACAUACAGCAGUGUUUCUGGUUUCUUGUUCUUGCGGUUCUUUUGUCCAGCCAUCCUCAACCCGAAACUCUUCGGGCUAUUGAAAGAUCACCCUCGUCCUCGUGCACAGCGCACCCUCACGCUUAUUGCUAAAGCCUUGCAGGGAUUGGCUAAUAUGACAACGUUUGGUAACAAAGAACCUUGGAUGGAGCCAAUGAACAAAUUCCUUGUGGGCCAUCGCUCGGAUUUCAAAGAUUUCGUCGAUUCCAUCUGUGGAAUUCCAGCUGAUCGACCAGCUCCUAUUGUCACGCCUUCCUACACCACGCCUAUUCAAAUCCUUGGAAGGUUGCCUCCGACGUCGCGCGAAGGCUUCCCCAGCCUUCCGUUCCUUAUCGAUCAUGCUCGGUGCUUCGCAAAUUUGAUUCGUGUGUGGCUUGACGUGGCUCCUCAUCGGUUGAACGAAUUAGGAGAACUUGAUGUCAACCUUGCCAAGUUCCAUAAAGCGGCUCUUGAUCUACGGGCACGGACCGAGGAGUGUCUCAGUCGAGCGGAGCAAGCCGAGCGGCCUAGUGGCAGUCUCGAGAUCAAAUGGGAAGAGCUAGUGGACUCGAUGGAACGGCCCGUGACCUUUUACGACGAACGCUCGAGCCAGCCAUCGACCCCUGCCGCCGAUCCCAUGAUGUCCGGCUCCGCGCCAGCACCAAACAGUCAUCGCAACUCCAUUGGCUACUUUGCUACGCGACCUGCAAUGCCUCGUCGUUCCACCGAUCAUGCUCCUGACGCCGAUGAGGAUACACCGCCAAGCUCGUCAUCCGCUACCUGGGACCAAAGUCGCAUUCCAUUCGCCAUCCCACGUUGGUCUGAUGCCCGCGACAGCACCGGAAGUUCCAAGAAUUCCUCAACCUACUCGCUGGAGUACUCGGAGUCUUCCAAAGCGCGCAGGGCCAGCGUCACCAAGGAAUCAUCUAGCAAGUACCGCUUCUUCGACUUCGUCCCCGCCCCAUCUCGACGCAAACACAAGGACCGUGACCAGUCUCAAAACAACCACUCGCAUGAGGAUUUGCGCAAUGAAUCUUAA